This is a messenger RNA of Brenthis ino (lesser marbled fritillary), 372 nucleotides long. NCBI's taxonomy places the organism in Eukaryota, Metazoa, Arthropoda, Insecta, Lepidoptera, Nymphalidae. The record is from the annotation of a GenBank genome assembly.
AUGACAUCUCAACAAGGAGGAUCUAGCGGCCAUCAUGCGCCUACAGCAGGACCUAAACCCAGAAGAACUUCAAUUACUGAGGCUACUAAUGGGAAUUUGAGAACGAAAACACCUCCUCCCAUACCUCAAUCUCCUGCACCUCAGGAAGAGUCAAAUGCUCCUGAAUGGGACAUCUUAACUGGAUUUCUUAAGAUGUCUACUGAGGAAAGGGAUACAAUUGCUGCUGACCAAAUUAGGCUAGUUAAUCCAUCCAAUACUGUGAUGGUUAGAGCUGCCAUAGUUGGAAAAGUACUGAAAACUAAUUUUGAUGCUACCAAUGCUUUGGUGAAACUGAUGGCGUAUGAAGGAUUUAAUCCUAUAACCACCAUAAAA